CACCAAGGCUCGGCCGAGGAUUGGCUGUUCCGGGGCUGGAGCGCUCUCUCCGGGGAGCCGCGGCUGUGACCUAGGUGGCCGGUCUUGGGCAACCAGGUACGUAGGUCGGCGGCCCAGCUCGCGCUGCGGUGGGAGCCGGCGGGCAGGCCGUCAGAGAGGGGCUGCCGCCUGGGACCCGAACUCCCAGGGCCACGUAGGGCUCGUCGUUCUGCGAAGCAGCCACGUCUGAGCCCCGGGGGCUGACCCGUGCUGGCGAUGUUGCCGUGUGACCUCGGCCAGGAUACUCCCUCCCAAGCUCUCGUCCUGUCGGGGAACGCCGCCGGGUCCUUGUGAGAACCCUCUCAGCAGGAAGCCCAGAGCUGCGCCCGCCCUCUCGAAAGGCCGUGGAAGGGGUUGGAGUGGGCGCAUCUUAGCUUGCCCCAUCCCGAUUUGAGGUCUGUCGGCGCUGCCCUUCGGCGUGAGCACCCAGGAUGGGCACCCCAGCCUCUGUGGUGAGUGAGCCGCCCCCUUGGCAGGCCCCAGCUGAGGCCCGGGGCCGCAAGCAGGCCUCAGCCAACAUCUUCCAGGACGCUGAGCUGCUGCAGAUCCAGGGCCUGUUUCAGCGCAGUGGGGACCAGCUGGCCGAGGAGCGGGCACAGAUCAUCUGGGAGUACGCAGGGGACCAGCGCGUGGCAGAGGCCUUGAGGAAGCUGCGUAGGAAGAGGCCCCCGAGGCAGAAACUCCUGGGCCACUCACUCCACCACUGCAGCCGGCUCAGAAUCCCAGAGCACCAAGCUCCACUGGCCGGCCCACAGAGCAGUGCUACGGAGAUGGCUUCCAGCGAUCAGUAUCUGAACUCUAGGAGGUCAAGUGCCAGGAUCCGAAGGAACUGGAGGAAGCCAGGCCCCACCAGCUACCUCCAUCAGAUCAGACACUGAUCCAGGGAAGGGGCUGGAACAGCAGUGUCUCCCCCAGGAAUCAUAGGGACUUCUGCCAAAGGGCCUGGGAGAGGUGGAGAAGAAAGACUUGAGGAAGACAGCCCCACAUGGGUAAAAGAAAGACCGCUGCCACUAGCCUGCUCAAAUCAGAGCAGGACUGGAGGUGUCCACUGAGCUCUACAUUAUGUGGGACCCAUUCCUCCCCAGAAUGAGAAGAAACAGUGACGUUCCCGCCUUGGCCCUUCCCCAUCUGACACUAUACCUGGGCUGCAUGAUAUUCCCCUGGGGGUCCAGUGAUGGACACUCAAGACUGCAUCUCACCACUCCUGCUGCCAACCUCCUGCUACUACUGUAACCCGUGGUCUAGUAGCCUGUCCCACACCCCUGCCCCUGUCAGGCCAGCACAAAGAAAGUGUGGUUUAAGUGGCAAAAUAAAAACAUUUGCAUCAAGAA
Messenger RNA from Equus quagga, 1370 nucleotides. It is a transcript of the gene AVPI1, whose product is annotated as arginine vasopressin induced 1. The record is from RefSeq and is a predicted model, not a curated record. The coding region runs from base 471 to 917 and encodes 148 amino acids. The transcript is spliced from 3 exons. NCBI's taxonomy places the organism in Eukaryota, Metazoa, Chordata, Mammalia, Perissodactyla, Equidae.